Messenger RNA from Cajanus cajan (pigeon pea), 948 nucleotides. Its product is annotated as Integrase-type DNA-binding superfamily protein. NCBI's taxonomy places the organism in Eukaryota, Viridiplantae, Streptophyta, Magnoliopsida, Fabales, Fabaceae. The record is from RefSeq and is a predicted model, not a curated record. Gene Ontology annotation, molecular function: DNA-binding transcription factor activity; DNA binding. Gene Ontology annotation, biological process: regulation of DNA-templated transcription.
CUUUCUCAAUUCUCGCUUCUCACUUCUCACUUCUCACUUCUCACUUCUCACAAACCCAUGAUGAACGAAAAGGCAGAGGAGCAUAGGGACAUUUCAAAGUACAAAGGGGUCCGAAAGAGAAAAUGGGGAAAGUGGGUAUCCGAAAUAAGGCUACCCAACAGCCGCAAGAGAAUCUGGUUGGGAUCCUACGACUCCGCCGAGAAGGCCGCACGUGCUUUCGACGCGGCCAUGUUCUGCUUACGUGGCCGCAACGCCAACUUUAAUUUCCCCGACACCCCGCCCGACAUCGCCGGCGGAAGCUCCAUGACGCCCUCCCAAAUUCAGGCCGCCGCCGCCCAGUUCGCCAACGCCGCCUCCCACGAGGGCCUGGCGCCUCCCUCCUCUUCCAUCUCACUUCAAACGGACAGUGACGUCACCACACAUAGCGCUCCGCUAACGGAUUUGUUCACGCCCGUUGCCUCCGCCAAUUACGAAUCCGAUUACGGGAUUUUCCCCGCUUUUGACGAGUUCAGUGGGGAGUUUUACGUGCCGGAAGCGGCGAAUGUGAAUUACGGAGAAGAGAAUGCGAAUGGGAAUGCAAAUUCAAAUACAGAGGGGUUGAUAGUGGAUGAAUCUUUCUUGUGGAAUUUUUGAAGCUCGCGGUUGCGGAUACUUUUAUUUUCCGGAGCUGUGGCGGUAACUUAUUACUUAUCCCUGUUUCCAUUGCUAACUACCCUAUUCGUUCAUACUUCAUAUAUCCAUGCCUGCGCCAAUUCCCAAUUCCCAAUUCCCAAUUCCCAUCAACAUAGUUGUAAAGUUCUUAACGUCUCAAUUUUGUGAUUUCUUCACUCAAACUUUCUCUCCUUUUUCAAUUACCCUCUCUCUUUCAUCAUAACUACAUUAAUUAAUUAUUUAAUUAAUUAAUGCUGUAUUAAAAAGUUUAAAUAAAACAUUUUCAGAUUUACUUUU